Molecule: messenger RNA, 879 nt
Organism: Brassica napus (rape)
Lineage: Eukaryota; Viridiplantae; Streptophyta; Magnoliopsida; Brassicales; Brassicaceae
Exons: 1
Coding region: 1-879 (292 amino acids)
Source: RefSeq, a predicted model, not a curated record
AUGGGAGUCGAUUUAAGAGAUAUGAAGCCUUCCUCUAGCACGCUCACCGGCUUCAAUGGAGCCUCGGAGCAAAUGAUCGGGACAAUUCGUUUUCCAGUAUACGCAGGUGGUAUAACCCGCAUCGUCAAGUUCUCCGUCAUCCGCGCAAAAGCACCCUAUAAUGCCAUACUCGGAACACCAUGGCUGCAUUCCAUGAAAGCCGUUCCUUCGACUUACCAUCAAUGCGUCAAGUUUCCCGGAAAAGACGGUAAAACACAGACGAUUCGGGGAGACCAACAAGCCGCGAGAGAACUGCUGAUCGCCACUGUAAAAAUGCAACAACAGACUUCCCUUGUCAACUCCGUCGGUAAACCGCUCCACAAGAUCUACCCCCAGAAGGAGGAAGUUCGCGAAGUCGCAAUCGACGAGUCUGAUCCGACAAAUAUCAUCCGAGUUGGCGUCUACUUGUCUGACGAUAUAUGUUCACGGAUCAUCUCUUUCAUCAAAGAGAACGCCUCGACGUUCGCCUGGAAGACCUCCGACAUGAAGGGAAUCGACCCUGCAGUUACCUCCCACGAACUGCACGUCGACCCGACAUUCAAACCCAUCCGACAGAAGCGACAGAAACUCAGGCCAGAGCGAUCUAAAGCUGUAAACGAAGAAGUUGAUAGGCUCCUCGACGCGGGUUUCAUUACCGAAGUCCGGUAUCCCGAGUGGCUGGCCAAUCAGGUUGUCGUCAAGAAGAAAAACGGCAAAUGGCGCAUAUGCGUCGAUUUCACGGACCUCAACAAGGCAUGCCCGAAGGGCAGUUACCCACUUCCUCAUAUCGAUCGCCUCGUCGAAUCAACUGCUGGUAACAAACUCCUGACCUUCAUGGACGCCUUCUCGGGAUACAACUAG